Molecule: messenger RNA, 5535 nt
Organism: Oncorhynchus tshawytscha (Chinook salmon)
Lineage: Eukaryota; Metazoa; Chordata; Actinopteri; Salmoniformes; Salmonidae
Product: protein fosB
Exons: 6
Coding region: 227-1351 (374 amino acids)
Biological process (GO): regulation of transcription by RNA polymerase II
Cellular component (GO): nucleus
Molecular function (GO): DNA-binding transcription factor activity, RNA polymerase II-specific; RNA polymerase II cis-regulatory region sequence-specific DNA binding
Source: RefSeq, a predicted model, not a curated record
GCUCGUACUCCAUGGAUUCAUUCAUAAGACAAGACUCGCUUCUGUGGGCCGAGACUCUAUAUCGCUGAUCAGUUUAUCCAUAGUGGACUUUUACAUGGAUCUAUAAUUGCACCUUGGAAAAACGGACAAAGGACAUAUUUUAGCGGACUCUGAAUUGGAUCAAUGAGUUUUUCAAAUACGGAACGUAAGGACUGUUUCCAUUGCAGCGAACAGGAUUUUCUUCUUCAUGCAACUUUUUUGGAAAGAGACCAAGAGCAUCUUACCGGAGCACAAUAAGGAACACAUUAACGGUGACGUCACACUCAUUCCGGGAACUAGAGGUUUUUCACUCGGCUCCUCCGGGGUAAUGUUCCAAGGGUUCCCCGGUGACUUUGAUACCAUCUCCCGUGGAAGUUCGUCCCCGUCUAUUGAGUCUCAGUACCUUUCCUCCGUGGACUCCUUCGGGAGCCCGCCGGCCAGUGCCUCACAGGAUUGUGUGUCUGCUGGAGGCGGGGACGGGGUAGGCAGUGGUUCCGGGGGCAGCAGUGGAGGAGUGGAUAUGCCAGGCUCCUUUGUGCCCACAGUCACAGCCAUCACUAGCAGCCAGGACCUGCAGUGGAUGGUGCAGCCAACUCUCAUCUCGUCCCAGGCCUCUGGCCAAAGUGGGACCCAGUCUGUGUCCCUGGUAGACCCUUAUGAUCUGCCAGGGCCCAGUUAUUCCUCUGGCUCAGGUUUUACUCCCACAGGCUCUGAGACCCCGGAGCAAGGCCCAGCCCCGGGCCCCAUCCGCCAGUCUAGGACUCGUAGUCGCCGUGUACGAGACGAGUCUGUGAGUGACGAUGGAGAUGUUGGUGUGUUUUUGACUCCAGAGGAGCAGGAGAAGAGGCGUGUUCGGCGCGAGAGGAACAAGCUGGCAGCCGCCAAAUGCAGAAACCGCCGGCGCGAACUCACUGACCGACUGCAAGGGGAGACCGACAUCCUGGAGGAGGAGAAGUCUGAGCUGGAGGCUGAGAUCUCUGAGCUGCAGAAGGAGAAGGAGCGCCUGGAGUUUGUCCUGGUGGCUCACGAGCCCAGCUGCAAGAUCCCCUACCAGGAGCAGCAGGCCUCAGGCUCCACACAGCUCCAGCAUCAGCCCCUACUGCCCCAACAGGCCCCCGUCUCCAUCGUGGGCUUGACUGUGGAGGACACUUUCUACCUGCCUCCCGCCUACACCUCGCAGCCUUCUACUUCGCAGCAGCAACAACAGCAGCAGGUUCAUCCGCAGCAACAGGUUCAACCGCAGCAACAGGUUAAUCCGCACCCGGGGAUGAUGCAGGAGUCUUCGAACCCUGAGAGCACGCCGAGCCCUUCCAGACCCUGGGACCUUGACUGAGCGCCGGCCCACCUCACACAUCCCCCUCGUCCCCCCACAUGGACACGGACGCACCCCUCCCCCCACUGAGGAGCCCUGGAGUGUUUCGCUCAAAGUAGAGCUUUAAAAAAAACAAAGCAACAAAACAAAACAAAAAAACACAUUGAAAAGACACAAAAUAGGAUGGACACAAAUGCAAAAGGGUUGUCACUCUUUUCAUUCUUCUCCUGAGCCAUUGUUGGAUGUUGAAACGAUGGAGAUGAAAUGAGACUUGUGUUGCGCUGGUGAGAUGAGGACGGCAGGAGAGUGAGAGAAGAGGCUUUAGCCGAGGUAGAGGUCUAGAGGGAGAGCUGAAACUUUGGCAGAGACAAAGGAUGAGCCCCCUGUACUCUUAAGCCUAAAUUGAAUUUUAAAAACGCCAACAACAAAAAAACAAUCCAGCUCUUGCCAACUGUGUGGAUGGGUUACCUCUUACUGGCAUAGUACCACCGCCAUACUGCAAAGUCUCUUCACCCUGGGCCCACACAAAUACUCAUACCGUCGCUUUCAAGCAUCUGAAUUGUCCUCCAUUCGUUACUGAUACUAUUGUGUACAAUGUUCUUCCCCCCUCCUUUAUCACCAAGUAUUCUCUGUUGUCGUUUUUAAGUCUUACCUUUGACAGAGAAAAUGUCAUGAUGAAAAGAAGAAAAAAAAACAUUGAGAAAGGCAUGUCCUUUUGGUAAAGAGCUUUUUGUCAGACAUGAGUUUAUUGGUAUCAGAUGUGAACCAUUGUUUUUUUUUGUUUUUUUAAAGAUACUUUUAAAAAGGAAUAUUCAACCAACCUCUGAACAUUGGGAUGAGCGGCCUCUCUUCCUCUCCUAGUGGGAGGUGCAUUUAUUGUGAGUGUAUCCCACUCUGAGCCACUUGGCCCGCUUAUUUCUUUCUUUUGAUUGAGGUUGACACGAUGUUAGAGCACAAUACAGAGGCCGGACACACAGAGGAGACGGGAGGAGGGGGUGUUUAUGAGUAUGUGUUCUUCAUUUGCCUGUGAAUUUGUUCCUUUUCAUUUUCAAGUGACAUUUGUUAUGUUUUAUGUAUAAAAAAAAUUAUGUUUGGCUUUGUCCUCCGCUCUUACCUGUGAUGCCGAUGCCGGACGUUUUUGUUCUUUCAGGGGAGGUUUCGCCCUUAAUGUUACUAUUAUUAUUGCAUUAUGUUGUUAUUUGAUUUUUAAAAAAAUAUUAUGUUUGGCAACUUCAGAGGCAUGUGCACUAUCAUAAAAUGUUAUAUGUGUCAAAAGUAUACUUAAAAGCAUACGCAUAUACAUACAGAAGAUAUGUAUAUUGAAGUGUAUGUACAAUGAUUGUAAAGUAUGAAUGUUUGAAAUAUAAAAAUGGGAUAUUUUUGUCAAUGAAGAAACAGAGGUGGUUGUUGAGGCUGGUUUUAAAAUGGAUAUUUUUCUAAAAGAACAAACAAUUAUAAUAAAUGACCGUACUUAACCAUUCCCUCAAUAUGACGCACAUUAUCACUGCCUCUGCUCACAUGUUUUAUAUAUAAAGCACACUAUUCAGGAUAACUAUAUCUAACGCGUGAUACUGCAUGUACUGCGGCUCGUCAGUAUGAUGAGAUUAUUGAGGUGGUACUAUUGCCUUUUUGCUUUUACAUUUGCCUGUUUGUUUUCCUCUGCGAGGUCAGUCCCAAUGCCUACACCACCAAAGCUUAAUGCCACCACUUAGUCCUCUUCGGACCCAAAAUGAGGAAACUAAUAUGAAUUGAAUGUAAAAAUACAUAUUAAAGUAUUAAUAAUGCAAAUAAUUUUUAAUUUAAUGUUUUUGUUGAGAAGUCUGUUAGAGUCUAGUGUGCAUUCUUGUUCAAUAAAGUAGUUAUCAUGCGAUUCAAAUCGACAGACAUUUCUGGAGAGCUUUUUGAGAGUUGCUCUCUUUAAAAUAUUCACCUCAUAGUAGUUAUUGUUGAAAUAUCAAUGGAGGUGUGAUAGAGAAAAAAAAAUGUGUUUGGCCUAUCAUUAGACGGGCUAAAGUCGUUGUUGAAUUCAAAAGAGGGCCCCUCCAAAAUAACUAACGUGCCAGGCUUCAACUGGUAAGACAAGGGACAGGCCUCGUAUGCCCUUUUUGAAUGGCGAACAUCAUUGCCUUUUCAUUUCCUUCCAUGAACCUACCAUGGCAUUGUUGAUGAUGUGUGAAAGGGGUUUUAUGCUGAUAGAUGGCACGUGUACGGAACGGUUUUGUGCCGCUACCUGUAGUACAUCAGAUGAACUUAGAAACUGCACCGCGAGCUUUCAUUCACAUAGCCCUGUACAUCCUGUUCUGGCAGGGUCACUUACAACAAGUCUUAUCAGUGAUAAGGUCCAUGGGUCCUAUUCCAUCAACAGCAGCUCACAGAGUCUCCAGAGUUGGACAAAAACAACAAUGCCGUGGUUCUUUCACUGAACGAGAGCAUGUUUUGAAUAUUCAUGCCGACGAUAUUCUUCUUAUUUCACACCCUAAACAGGUGUCGCAUUGAUUUCUUGAAUCCCAACCGUGCAUUCUCUCAGAGAACGUUAUGUCAUUUUUGUCUGAGCCUGGAAACCCGGUUAGGAAGAAGAAUACGCACUUAUGUCAGCACUGGACAGAUCAGGAAAUGAGGUCCAGUUCACAUAAGACUCGUUUUCUAAUCUGUACCAUCUAAGGUGUCCGUUAUAUAGACCCCACACACACACAGACAGAGAGAGUGUCUGUCCGCACUGCAGAUGCUUGCUCACUGUCAAACCCCCCCUUCUCUUAUCUCCGGAACUGGCAUUUUCUGCAGUGUCCAGGCUGGUGGCCAAUACUGCCUUCACACCACCUCCCUCGUGUGAUUUGUUUAUUCACACCGUCACUGGAGGCCUACAGACAGAGGCAGAGAGAGACCGGAAGGUAAAGACAAGAGACAGAGAGAGGAGGAUUGAGGGAGAGAACUGAGAGGAUUAAGUCAUUUUGGACGUUCCUUUCCUAACAAUCCAAGUAGAGAUGGGCCAUGGACACAUGUAGAAAUUAUGACAAACUCAGUAACUUUGUCGCAUCAGUGAACCUGCCUUCAUACAAAUACCUGAUAUAAGACUGACUGGAACAGACAAGAGGUCUUUGACCAUUUUUGUGAACGACAAACGAUUUGUUUUCCCCAUGGGUUGCAAACGUACGAUGUUAUGUACUGAAAUGGAGACUCUUGAGAUGCAGUCAUAUCGUCAGAGGUAGACAUGUAGCAAAUCAUCUGAAGAACUUCAUUUACGCAGUGCCAGAAGUCUUCUGGCACUCUCUUUCUGCUACGCUAUGUGUCCAGUGUGACCAUGUAUUGCUGUGAUUUUCAACCCUUGUUAUAAACUGUACCGUAAGCUUUCAUUCACAUAGCCCUGUAUCUAUGUUUGGGCCAAGAGGUCUUGACCUAAUUGAGUGGAGGUUGAGGGGUGGACCUUGAUUAUAAAUAUAUGAAUCUUAAAGAAAUAUUUCAAAACACUCCAUUUCUUAGCAUUUUCCUUUGAUGCCUUAUUUCUGUUAUUUCCUUCAAUAGAACCUUCAUCUUUCCCUGAAUGCCUUCUCUAGAAAAAAAAAAGACUGUAUAUGUAAACAUAGGUUUGUAUUUUUCUGUGAAGCAACGGUUGCAUUGUUGUGAUCAGCAGUGAACAAUGAAAAUGGACUCAGAAAUUUAUACUUGAGACAUUGAGACUAUUUGUAACAGCUGAGGCCCUAAACUAAAUGGGUUUUAUUGGAGGAUAUUGAGAGGGUGCUGCAUCAGUGGUACAAACACUUUUACUCAACUGAUCGAUCUAAUGAUGGUGCUUUGAUAACUACAUACUUGUCCUUGUCCAAUGCAUAAAAUAAGUAUAAUAAUUGAUGAAAUGUAAUACUCAAUAGCCUUCUCUUGCUUCUGUUUCUGAAUGAAUCAAUUUAACCUCUGAUUAUAUUAUACAGUACUGUCGAUCUUUUUCAAAUGGACCAGAUGUUAUGACAGUCCACCGGUCACAUUUCUUUCUCUCGUUCUCCCUUUUUCUCUCUCUCUCUCUAUGUCCACCCCUUUCUAACUCCUUUCCUCCAUUCUCUCUUAUUUUACUUGGGGGGGGGGGCCUUUACUCAUCGUUGUUGUUGAUAGACUGUGAAAGCUGAGUGAACGAUCCCCUCCAUAACUGUUUAUAUUACGGUCCAAAUCUUUAUUGUCGAAAAUGGCAUUCAAUAAACAGCAACACAUUGUUAAGGUUA